GGGAGGCACGGGGACAGGUGAAUCAGCUGAUGCAGGAGAGGGAGGAACUGAGGGGACAGGUGGAGGAACUGGAGAGUAGGGUGGAGCAGCUUAACCUCGUCAUCAAGGACUCCAAAACCCUGCAGAGACAGCUGGUGAAAUGCAUAGAGCAACUGAAGAGGGAGAAACGGCAGGUUGAGGAGACUCUAGAGGAGGUGAGGGAGAAGGAAGAGGGAGAUGUCCCAGGCAAACAAAGCCCUUCUCGUACGUCUGGAGAAUGUUCAGAGUGAGAUGACCCAGCUGAACCACCAGCACAGGGAGAUGAAGGAGAGGCUGAAGGAGGAGACGAGAAGAACAGAGGAGUUGAAGAGAAUGAAGAGGGAUCUGGACGAGGAGAGGCGACUGCAGAACAGCACUGUGGAGGAACUGCAGAAGGAGAUGAGUACUAUAGUACAGGGCUGUGAGGUGUCCACUGAGAAGCUCCAGCUCCAGGUUGAUGAAGUCAGAGAGAAGAGCCACUCCGCUGUCUGAG
Oncorhynchus masou masou (cherry salmon) is the source of this 511-nucleotide messenger RNA. Its product is annotated as cingulin-like protein 1. NCBI's taxonomy places the organism in Eukaryota, Metazoa, Chordata, Actinopteri, Salmoniformes, Salmonidae. The transcript has 5 exons. Bases 217 to 510 code for a protein of 97 amino acids. Gene Ontology annotation, cellular component: bicellular tight junction. The record is from RefSeq and is a predicted model, not a curated record. Gene Ontology annotation, biological process: protein localization to cell-cell junction.